This is a messenger RNA of Perca fluviatilis (European perch), 3862 nucleotides long. It is a transcript of the gene espnlb, whose product is annotated as espin like b. The transcript is spliced from 5 exons. Gene Ontology annotation, molecular function: actin filament binding. Bases 1324 to 3420 code for a protein of 698 amino acids. Gene Ontology annotation, cellular component: cytoplasm. The record is from RefSeq and is a predicted model, not a curated record. Lineage: Eukaryota; Metazoa; Chordata; Actinopteri; Perciformes; Percidae. Gene Ontology annotation, biological process: actin filament bundle assembly.
AUAUAAACAUGCGUAAUUAUGUUAUUUGUUUUUGGACAGGUGACAUUGGUUUAACCAGCAAAGCCUAAAUCAAAUCUCGUUUUCAAGAGUUUCCUGGCUAAGAUAGGCAGCAAUAACAAUGACUUACAAACAAACAACAUAAGACAAAUGACAUAAUGUUUUAGUUUCAAGUAUAUUGGGAGCCAUUGAUGAGUUUGAGUAUGACUAUGAAUUUAUUAAUGUAUAUCUGUGACUGAAUGUAUGUAUGGAUAUUAAUGGAGGAAUCAAUGCAUUUUUAUAACUGAAUGUAUGGAUAUUUAUGAAUGGAUAAAUGAAUUUUUAUUUAUGACUGUUUAUUUAUGAAUGAAUGCAUGGAUGCUUAUGGAAGUAGGAAUGAGUGUUUGUAAGGCAUGUAUGGGAGAACAGAAGAAUGUAGGAAGGAUGGCUUUUUUGCACAAGUAUAGAAAAUGGUGAUUUGCAAUUUACACAGCUCUUUGAGUAGCCCAAAUGUUUACUGUACAUUUGUCUUUUAAUUGUUUUAACCCCAUGCUUGUUGUGUGUCUCUGUUGUAACUCUUGCAACAAUUUCUCCCAGUGUCCAAAACAAAUUUCUCCUUGGGGAGAAUAAUAAAGAUACUUUGACCUUUGACAUUGACAGUAACAGGUGGAAUGAAAGCAUUAGAUGGGUAAAUGUACAAAAUGCAAUGCAUUUAGCAUUUAAAAACAUCAAAUAUGUAUAAAGCUUUUUCCAGUCACAGGUGGAAUAAAGAUAUUAGAUAAUACAUGUACUUAACAUUAAAUCAUUCAAUAUUAUAUUAAUGUGUGUUGAGCAUAACAUAUUUACAAAGUUAAAAAGACGUCUGACUUCUGACGUUGCAGUAUGCAUCUGAUUGGGAGAAACACUUUAAUUGUCCGUGUAGUAUUUAGGCUAAUGAAUGGCGUUAAGCUUUUGAAAAAGUCCUGUGAAUCAGAAAGGUUACCUUAAGCAGGAUAUCAUGUCUCUCCACACUCUAACACACUUUCUCCUGCACUCUGUGUGGGCUACGCCACCAUCACUGCCUGAGGUCUUGUUUCACCACUUCUUGUUUUUGUUCCAAGUACUACGAGCUGUGGCCUGUGUUUUCUUAAAUUGAGCAUGUCUGGCAUCAAGGGGGUCUCAGCCUCUUAGUAGAUUACUUUGAAAUCGUUUAUACCCACUGCUGUGUGAUGCUCUGUGCCACAUCUCUCUCCAGGAGGGUCCCUCCUUUACUCACUUUAUCUGGUUGUUGUCACUGUAUAUUGCUGUUAAUCUUGUUGUCUUUUUCAGAAAGAGGAGCUUCUGUUGCUUUGAAAGUCCGGACUGUGAAUGAACAGCGCCAACAUGGAAAACAGCAAGCAGCCAGUGAAGGAGGUGCUCCCCCUGCCUCGCCUCCCUUCUCCACUUCCUGUGACCUCUUCCUCUCUGACCUCUGCUGCCACUUCAAAGAAACACACCACAGGAUCCAUGCAGAAUGUACAGGUGGCCUCCUCAGUGGUGACAUCGUUCAGCCAUCUGAAGCCUCCAGAGAGAGAUCUCACCCUGAUGUCCCACAUGAAGUCUAUUAAGUCUCUGAGGCACGCUGGCUUCACUGCAGUCUUCACAGGACAAACUAAGCUUGACUGUGAGGAUCUGUUGGAGGAGGCACCAAUCGUCGAUGUGAUCCUGGCUGACGUCGACUCCCUGGUGCCCACUCACGAUGAAGCCGGCAGCCCUAUAGCGGAGUGGAAACGACAGGUGAUGGUGCGGCAGCUGCAGCUCAGGCUGCAGGAUGAGGAGGAACAGAGGAGACAGGACAUAAGUAAUGGCUACACGUCAAUGGAUGCUGGCUGGAAGUUCUCCCAAGCCUACAAUGCAGUCUUGGGGCCCUUUGGUGAGCUUUUAACAGAGGAUGACCUGGUGUACCUGCAGCAGCAGAUCGAGACUGUUUCCCUGCAGAAGCGCUGCCAGGCCUAUGAGCUGGAGCUGACCAGGCUGACCCAGGAGCUGAGGGCAAUUUUACCUGAUCCAAUCGUAAACAUCUCCCUCAACAAAGAGGUCCUGCAAAAGAUGGACGCAGAGGGGAAAAUGUACCUGACAUUGCCAGCAUGGUGCAGUCGUGUUUCAGAGAUUGUUAAGAGCAUGUCAAUGCUGGUGGCUAAUCUGACACAAACCACAGAAGAAGGGGGUGAGAGGGGGAUAGUGGAAGGCAUGAUGGAGGAGAUGAAGGGUUCGCAGGGGGUAAGAGAUAGUUUAGGAAUUGAUUUAGGCCAGGGAUUGGUGCAACAGGGCCAAGUGAAGGUGUCAGCAGAUGGUGAGACCUCUAGUGUGUGUAGGAUUCCUCAUAUAGGGAUGGCGUCAGCUUUUAGCCAUCGUCUGGAGACCAACAGCUACGGCAGAGCCAGGAGGGAGAGGGUGGAGAGGGAGAUCCAACAGUCUGGGGUGUCGGUCAGAAACCUCAGAUCCAACUUUGAAGGUCAGAUUGGUAGUAUUUAUCCCUUUGCUGGGGUUAUGAUAAGAGGCCAGGGUUUGAACAGCCAGGUAGGGUUUGGAGCUUCAGGAGUAAACAACCAGAAUGCCAACACAGGCCUCAGCUGCAAGGUCAGUCACUGUGAUCUUCCUAAAAAACGUAUACCUGUGAUGGAGACUACCAGCUUAAGGAAGGAACGUAUCGUGGUGCUGUUCCUGAGCCACUGGAAAAAAUCAGCAUAUUCUAUUUCAGUGAGAGCAGCUAGGCAGAGACAGGGACAGGAAGCACUGUCAGAGGAUGUGACAGGAGCGUCGCCCCAACAGAAAAUCACCUCCAUGUUUAAAUUCUGCCUACAACGAGGUGUAGUGGCCAAGAUGCUAAACUCCUGGAAGAAUAAACUAGAACUCAAAGAUGCACAAAAGUCCUGUUUGUCCUCCUCCAACUCCUCACAAAAUCCACCACCUCGAGUAACCUUCUCCCCAGAGCAAUUCCUACCAGAUGUGGAUGGCGUUGCAGUGACCCACGACAGCUUGACCCUUGACCUCUUCAUGCUGGGAUACUUCCACAUCUUAGAGCAAGAGCUGUCACCUGAGGAGAGAAAAAUGAGGCAUCUACUCUGCUUCGAAGUCUUUGACCACGUUGGCAUUUUCUCCUGGGAGACGGUGAGGGGCUUCCACAAGGCUGUUCUCCAGGAAAUCCAGGCUGGGAGUCGACAGUGGAGCGACGGCUUCGAGGACAUCAAAAUUCGCUUCUUUGGGGACUCGAGACCAUGCCGCUGUCCAUCACCAUCAUCAUCUUUAUUGUUGUCAGAUUCCAGACUUGUACCCAAAGUUGUAGUUCAAUCUGCUACUCCAGCCGAGUGUUGCAGAGACACAGACUUCUCUUGUUUCAACAAAGAAGACAUUUGUGAAUAUAUCGACCGCAGCUUUGCUUUCUGGAAGGAGAAAGAGGCAGAGCUCUUUGAUUUUAAACAUUAGUAUUAAGGUUAAGUUUGACAUUUUUUGCACACACGGUGACAUGUCGGUGUGUUUAUUUUUGUUUAACUGACGGGGGCUGAAUAAAAUUCUGUUGAGAAGACAUUAUUGAUGCAUUAUUAUUGCAAACUUAAGUCAUAGUUAUAGUUGUUAGUCAGUUAGUUGUUUACAUAGUAAUCACUGAAAAACAGAGGCCUUAAGUUGUGCAUUUACUUUUCCUUUAUAUCCAUUUUCUGCAAACACAAAAUUAUCCUUUCCAUUUAAAAAGCGUUAUGGUGUCAUUUCUGUAAUCGGACAGCAGGACCACAGAAAACAUUGUAUACAUUUCAAUGAAUGUGACAAUAUCUCUGAGGAUUCCUAUUAUUUUUUAGUACUCUAUCGCCACUUCAAGGGGCACUCCAAUCAUUUUACAUGUCAAGGCCAAUUUGCAUCUUAUAUCUAAUAU